Molecule: messenger RNA, 1420 nt
Organism: Zingiber officinale
Lineage: Eukaryota; Viridiplantae; Streptophyta; Magnoliopsida; Zingiberales; Zingiberaceae
Product: zinc finger CCCH domain-containing protein 25-like
Exons: 4
Coding region: 368-1150 (260 amino acids)
Biological process (GO): mRNA splicing, via spliceosome
Cellular component (GO): precatalytic spliceosome; U2 snRNP; catalytic step 2 spliceosome
Molecular function (GO): RNA binding; metal ion binding
Source: RefSeq, a predicted model, not a curated record
GAAGAGGCAGCGAACGGCUACCGUCAUGUUCCGCCGCCAUCCGACCAUCUGCUCGCCGGCAGCCUGCCGCAGUGAGCCGCCGCCGAAGAAGAGGCCGUCCAGUUCCGGCGGUUCCUGUGGUUUCGGCCGUUCCGGUGGUUCCGACCGUUCCGUUCCGUUUUUUGCCGUUAUAAUGUCCGAGAACGGCGUUCCAAAGCUAGUCACGUUAUUUACCGGAAUUUUGGAAGAGGCGUUCUCGUGCCGUUCCAGCCGUUCCCACUGAUCCAGCUUUUUUUCCGUGUUCUUUUUUAGGACUCCGACGGGCAUCUUACCAGAUACUAGUUCAUUCUAAAGAAAAUCGAGCAAUUAGAUAAACAGAAAAAUAAAAAUGAACCCAUUGACGCUGGCGAAGCGUACUCAGAAGAUUAAUUUGACUGAGGCGGCGCUAGGUAUUUCGGAUGGGGCCUCUUGGCAAACUAAGUACAAGGACUCUGCCUACAUCUUUAUUGGUGGCAUUGCCUUCGACCUCACGGAAGGCGACCUUCUCGCAGUAUUUGCACAGUAUGGAGAGGUUGUUGAUGUUAAUCUUGUGAGAGACAAGGCUACUGGUAAGUCGAAAGGUUUUGCCUUCCUUGCAUACGAAGAUCAAAGGAGUACAAUCCUGGCUGUAGAUAAUUUAAAUGGGGCUAAGAUCCUUGGUCGAAUUGUGAGAGUUGAUCAUGUUAGUAAUUAUAAGAAAAAGGAAGAAGAAGAGGAAGAUGAGCAGCGGCAAAAGAAGAGAGAGGCACGAGGUGUAUGUCGUGCCUUUCAAAGAGGUGAAUGCAAGUGGGGUGAUGCAUGCAAAUUUUCUCAUGAUGAACAGAGAUGUGCAAACACAGGAUGGGGAGCCAAGGACCGCGAGUCAAGAUGGAAUCAUGACAAAUAUGAUGAGCCUCCUAAGAGUCGAAAAAAUUUCUCACAACGGACGUCAGAUCAUAACGAGUAUCAUCACAAGGCAAGGGAGGGCGAUGACGAGGACAUACAUCACAGGAAGUCAGAGAGGGACAACUACUCAGAGAGGUGGAGAUUGAAAGGAGAUCAUGAGGAGAAGCGUCAUAGGCACGAGAGAGAAUGCUCCACCCACCACCGGAGUAGGGAAGAUGAAGAAUCUCAAAGGAGAACUCGCACAUAGGGAAUUAAACUUGUAGUAGUCCGCGAUCUACAUUUUAUGAUCCAUAUUGUGGAUCAUAAUUUCCAUAAAUCUAAAGAACAUGGUAAUUUAUUUUCAACCAACUUGAUGGUAAUUUAUUUUUCGCCCUGCACAUCCUUAUACCAUGUACAUUUCUGGGCGAUCCUCACACGUCCGAGUUUCUAGAUGCCUGUCUGGACGCUCCGAUUCUUAAAAGUGAAUCGGGGCCUUGGGUGGGCAUCCGAGUGUUUAGAAAUGUGCAGGAUAAGGAUG